ACGAACUCGUCGCUGAAGGGUUAAUCUAUUAAUUUUUAAACCCUUUUUAUUUCUCAACUAAGCUAUAUAUUUAUACACUGAAAUAUCUUCUCUUUCACUGGCUACUUGCCUGCAGCACAGUAGAGGGGGAUUCAAGUGAAGCAGCUCUUACUGAAGAGUUCCAGUUUCAGGAAUUCUACCAAGUUUAUCAUGGCCUCUAAGCAUAACGCAGCAGGCCAUAGAUCACGAGGCCCGCUAUCUAUAUUUCUUGUGAUUGGUUUAUGCUGUUUCUUUUACAUUCUGGGAGCAUGGCAAAAGGGUGGUUCUGGAAAAGGGGACAGCAUAGCCUUGGAAGUAACCAAAAAGAUGGAUUGCACUGUCUUCAGGAAUUUGAAUUUCGAAACUCAUCACAAUGAUGUAGAGAUUACUGAACCUUCGAAGCCAAAAACUAAAGUGUUUAAGCCAUGUGAUAUGAGAUAUACUGAUUAUACUCCCUGCCAAGAGCAAGACCGGGCAAUGAGCUUCCCUCGGGAGAAUAUGAUAUACAGGGAAAGACAUUGCCCUCCAGAAGAGGAAAAGUUGAAGUGUCUAAUUCCAGCACAAAAUGGGUAUAAGACCCCAUUUACUUGGCCAAAAAGCCGUGACUAUGUGCACUAUGCUAAUGUUCCUCAUAAAAGCCUUACGGUAGAGAAGGCUGUUCAGAACUGGGUGCAGUUCCAAGGUAAUGUGUUCAAGUUUCCUGGCGGAGGAACAAUGUUCCCUCAAGGGGCAGAUGCAUAUAUUGAUGAGCUUGCAUCAGUCAUUCCAAUCAAAGAUGGUUCUGUAAGAACAGCUCUGGAUACUGGUUGUGGGGUUGCCAGCUGGGGUGCUUACCUGCUAAAGAGGAAUGUGUUAGCUAUGUCCUUUGCACCACGGGACAAUCAUGAAGCACAGGUACAGUUUGCUCUGGAGCGAGGUGUACCUGCUGUUAUUGGUGUUCUUGGAACAAUUCAUCUUCCAUACCCAUCAAGAGCCUUUGAUAUGGCUCAGUGCUCUCGAUGUUUGAUACCAUGGGCCUCAAAUGAAGGGAAGUACCUAAUGGAAGUUGAUAGAGUCCUCAGACCUGGCGGAUUCUGGAUUCUCUCAGGCCCUCCAAUUAAUUGGAAGACUUACUAUCAGACAUGGAAACGAUCAAAAGAGGAACUUGAGGCUGAGCAAAGUAAGAUUGAGGAUCUGGCUAAACUUCUUUGUUGGGAGAAGAAGUAUGAAAAGGGAGAUAUUGCUAUAUGGAGAAAAAGAGUUAAUGACAAAUCAUGCAGGAAGAAUUCUGAAAAUAUCUGUAAAUCUAGGGAUGCUGAUGAUGUGUGGUACAAGGAAAUGGAGGCAUGCAUAACUCCUUUCCCCAAGGUAGCUAGUACAAAUGAAGUUGCGGGAGGAGAAUUGCAGAAGUUUCCAGCUAGACUUUUUGCAGUACCACCCCGCAUAGCCAAGGGAUUUGUUGAUGGGGUCACAGCUGAAACUUACGAAAAGGACAAUAAACUUUGGAAAAAACAUGUGAAUGCUUAUAAAAGGACCAAUAAAUUAAUUGGCACGGCAAGAUAUCGAAAUGUGAUGGACAUGAAUGCAGGCCUUGGGGGAUUUGCUGCAGCGCUUGAAUCCCCCAAGUCUUGGGUUAUGAAUGUUGUGCCUUCAAUUUCCAAGAAUACUUUAGGCGUUAUUUAUGAAAGAGGCCUGAUUGGAAUAUAUCAUGACUGGUGUGAAGGUUUCUCCACGUACCCGAGGACAUAUGACCUCAUUCAUGCUAAUGGUGUAUUCAGCUUGUACCGGAACAAAUGCAAUCUGGAAGACAUUCUUUUGGAGAUGGAUCGCAUCUUGCGGCCUGAGGGAGCUGUCAUUCUCCGGGAUGAAGUCGAUGCAUUGAACGAGGUUAGGAAAAUUGCUGGGGGGAUGAGAUGGGAUAUCAAAAUGAUGGAUCAUGAGGACGGUCCCCUGGUACCGGAGAAGAUAUUGAUUGCUGUCAAACAAUAUUGGGUUGGUGGCAAUGGCACAUCAAGUGAAGAAUAGAACCAACGUUUAACGGUGAAUAUGUUUGCAAAUUACAAUACCAUGAUGCUGAUUUAUACUGCUCUUAGUGAAGGAACAAAGAGUUUCCGACUUUAGAGAUGGCAUAUGUAAGUUUUCUUAUUUGUGUUAUUGAUGAUGUAGAUGAUGCAUAAUUUAUGUAUCUGCCCAGAUUAUCAGGUUGAGAUUCAAAAAUGUGAUGAACUUUACAAUCAUAUUCUUGUACAUCUCAAUUCCCCAAAUAGCAAGUACCCAGAUCAAUGAAUUUCUCUUUUCCAAGUAAAA
This is a messenger RNA of Tripterygium wilfordii, 2304 nucleotides long. Its product is annotated as probable methyltransferase PMT14. The transcript has 7 exons. The record is from RefSeq and is a predicted model, not a curated record. Lineage: Eukaryota; Viridiplantae; Streptophyta; Magnoliopsida; Celastrales; Celastraceae. Gene Ontology annotation, cellular component: endosome; trans-Golgi network; cytoplasm. Gene Ontology annotation, molecular function: methyltransferase activity. The coding region runs from base 190 to 2022 and encodes 610 amino acids.